Molecule: messenger RNA, 1173 nt
Organism: Olea europaea var. sylvestris
Lineage: Eukaryota; Viridiplantae; Streptophyta; Magnoliopsida; Lamiales; Oleaceae
Product: protein slowmo homolog
Exons: 3
Coding region: 332-895 (187 amino acids)
Biological process (GO): phospholipid transport
Cellular component (GO): mitochondrial intermembrane space
Molecular function (GO): phosphatidic acid transfer activity
Source: RefSeq, a predicted model, not a curated record
AGCAAUAACCGCCGCACCAUUAGGGCACGUACACCGCCGUAACGGGCCUACAUUUCUCUGCACUGUUCGAAUGAAAAUCAGAAAUUGAAAAAUUCAAGAACAUAACCAGCACUGUGCAUAGUGAUAGGGAAAAAUAAAUUUUGUACUCUACAUACUCUGUAUAAAUAUAAUUCUGUGGGCGACUAGUUUUGAACCUACGUCGGAGGGACAGGUUUUAGAAGAUAACGUUGAGCUAUAUCACUGAGGAAAAUGCCGUUUCAAAUUCAUCUCAGAACUCGGAAUUUCAGUUUGAUGAUACCCCUUUCACAUUCAGUACUUGAGAAGAAACAGGAUGGUUAGAGCAUAUUCCCAAGAACACACUUACAGGCACCCAUGGGAACGAGUCACAGCAGCAUCAUGGCGCAAGUUUGCUGAUGCAGAGAACAAACGCACUCUAUCUCACAUCCUUGAGGUCGACACUCUGAAUCACAAGCUUGACCCUAGUUCAGGGAAGCUGUACACUACUCGAGCUAUCACUAUCCAAGCUCCAGGAUCAUGGUUUGUUCGCAAGAUCAUUGGUCAGGAUAUAUGCCACUGUGUUGAAUCAACUGUCGUCGAUGCACAAUAUCGUUCAAUGCAACUUGCAACCCGUAAUAUCAGUCUCCAGAGAGUCAUUGAAGUGGAAGAGAAGAUCAGGUACGACCCCCAUCCGGAGAACCCAAAUGAGUGGACCAUUUGCAAGCAGGAAACGAGCAUACGGAUAAAGCCCAUGUCAACUCUGGCAUCAAUGGCAGAGAAGAUAGAGCAGAGAUGUGUGGACAGAUUCCAGCAGAAUAGUGCCAAGGGUAGAGAGGUUAUGGAGAGGAUUUGCAAGUAUCUUGAAGCUGAAUCCCACGGGAUUUAUCUCAGAUCUUGAUUUCUAGCUCCGAGUUGGACUUUUUUGUGACAGUUUUAGUCGUAGGUUAAACAACCAUGUCGCAACUUAACAAAAAUGUGUUUUAGACUUGCGGUGAUAAUAGGCAUGUGGAGAAUUUGUCCUCCAAGUCAUUUUUUUUUCUCUCCAAAUCAUAAUCUUUGCUUUCUUAUGGAAUGACUCUUGGGGGUAGCAAAUGUUCCUUGACAUUCCACGAGGAGUGUAACAAAUAAAGAUAAGUGCUUGUUUGGUAAUGCUAUUCACCAUGUGCUUAUAAGUUA